This is a messenger RNA of Rhinolophus ferrumequinum (greater horseshoe bat), 2802 nucleotides long. RefSeq names its product transmembrane protein 212 (gene TMEM212). The record is from RefSeq and is a predicted model, not a curated record. Lineage: Eukaryota; Metazoa; Chordata; Mammalia; Chiroptera; Rhinolophidae.
AUGCAGGGCCUAUACCAGGCUGCUGGCCGGAUUCUCAUUACUCUGGGGGCUCUCAGUGUUUUAUCUGGAGUUGUUGCUUUCUUCCCAGUCUUUUCUUACACUUGGUUCACGGGAUUGGAGUGUCUGGAUGCUUGUCCCAUCUGGAAUGGAGCUUUGGCCAUCACAGCUGGUGUACUCCUACUGUUGGCUCACAAAGACUGGACCCAGAGAUACUUGUGGGAAGCUAGUUUCACCUUUGUGAUUCUGAACCUUAUGGGAUGUCCACUUCAUUUUGCAGUAGCCUUGGAAUCCGCUCUCCUCGGCCCAUAUUGCUUCUACUCGUUAUCAGGAGUUGCAGGGACAAGUUAUCUUGGCUAUGCAGUUGCCUUUCCUUUUCCGUAUGCAAAAUUCCCAUCAGUUUGUGUGGACCCGCCACACUAUGAAGAAUACCACCUGACACUUCAAGCUUUUGACCUGUGCUUGAGCUUUGCCAUGCUCUGUGCAUCCCUGACAGUGUUCCUCAAGCUUUGUGUAAGACUUAUCUGGAAUGGACACGUACAUGUAAGUUUAGAGGCAGGGGUAGCCAGUUCUCGUCCUGUCCUGAAUUCUAAAACGGAAAGUCUGGUGCCUUUCGGUAUAUAGAUAUUUAAUCAGUCUCUCUUAUUCACCACUGUAUUCUGUAUAACUAUGCUAGUCAGUGCCUGGCACAUAAUAAGUGUUCAAUAAUUGUUUUUGUGUGAAUGAAUGGAAAUCUGUUGAUGUGAUAACUGAAGGUAUAGUGGCAGGUAGCACCAGCUAACUUUUCUCUUAACCUACAAUUUUUUUUAAAAAUGACUAAUAGACAAAAAUACAAAGAGCUUUUUGUGGAAAUUGGAAGCAUCACCCUUAGUAUGUUUCAUAUUAGUCAAAUACAGAUACCUUAAUUUAGCUUCUAUCCAAUUCAGAAAGGUAUGAAUGUUCCUUGGCUAAAAAAGACAUACAUGAAAUUCUCCCACUCUACCUCUACUCCAGACGAGAGGCUGAUGUAGGCUAACAUCAAAAUUUAGUUUUUUAACGUUUUCCAGGAGAGCUAAUAAUAUUGAUGAUAUGAUAAUAAUAGAAAUACGAACAGUGUUUACUAUGUGUCAGUGUACUUCCCGUUUUACAGACAGUAAACUAAGGCUAAAGAGUUGAUAUAACUUGCCUGAGAUCACAUAGCGAAUGAGUAGUAGGUCCAGAUUCAGAGCGCAGAGCCAUUUCUUUUAAUCAGGCCAGAUUUAUUCUGGGUCUCCUUGUCACCCACUCUGCAAUCCCUCCUGCUCUACUAGACAAUUAAUAUGCAUGGUGCUGGCCUCCAGGAGGAUGAGAGCUGGGUCACCGGGAAAAGAGUACUAGUGGUUUCUUAUUCUAAAUCCUGCAAGUGUUGAGUCUGGGUCACUGCUCUGUGGGUUGAACAGCUUCCCUCUGGAAAGAGAUAUUUCCCACUGCAAAUCCUCAUGCUGGCUUUAUGACUCAAGUCCGUAUUAUAUUAGGGUCAGGUGAAUUGGGGUGACGUUAGCCAAUUUUUUUCCAAUUUGAUCCUAUCAACACCAACCAGCAAAGCUGGAAGACAAGAUAUGACACUUUCAAUGCCUUUUGUGAUCCAUCUUGUGCUCUUGAACUUCUACAUAAGUCUGCAAAGGAAAUCCUGGACAUUGUUAGGAACAGAGUUGAUUUUACAAGGAAAGUCACCAAGAGUUGAGGCAAGCAGACCAAAAUUACCUACCCCAUUGUGUUGCCAGGGCAUCUAGGAGUUUAGUACAUGAGAUUUCUCCCUUGUGGUGAACAUCCCUAAUUCCUAGAGCCCUUUGUUAAAAGGGGCAUAUGCCUAGGGGAACCACACAUUACACUGUUGGCAGCCAUAACCCCUCUGCAGGGGUAGUUAAUCAGAUACCUGGCUGUCAUCUUAGGCAUGAUACUCACAACAUCUUUAAUAGGUUUAACAUAGGAUAGAAGGCAGGGAGAAAAAAAUUUUUAAAUAUAUGCAGAACUUGGUAAGCUAGUCCCAUGGAGAGCUAAGAGUGGGGCCACCUAAAGUACGUGGGGAGAGAGAAAAUUAAUUGAAAACAGAGUAGUUCCUCAGCUACAGAGUCUUGCCUUUGCCCAUCUUGCUCAGAAUACAGUUUCUGCUGUGUGAUUUCUAGGCGAGGUACAGUAUCCAACACCACUACAUGUUUCUCAAAAUGGACCAGUGAAAUCAGAAUCACCCGGGAUUCUUGUUAAACCAGAUUUCCAGAUCUAGUCGAAGACCAUUCCUACUAUGUCAGAAACUCAGAUUGGAGGCAGAGAAUGUGUGUUGUUAACACAUAACCCAAGAGAUUCUGAUGAAAGUUCUCUUCCCAGAGUGAGAUUAUUUUAGUGUCACUUCCAGACAGAAUCUCAGUUUUCCCAUCUGCGUAGAAUGCAGCACUAGUAUGGGUGAGAGUUCCAGAUAAAUUUAAUAAGCAGCAUGUCUUUGGUGAGUGUUUUUGGAUGACUUGACACCACUUAGUGUUUCAUUGUGGAGGAGGAGUGGCUGACAUAAUGGGAUAUGAUGUUCUGUAUUAAUAAAUAUAUUGCUGCCCCAAGCCCACAAGGAACACAUGCAGCCUGAGCAAACCUUUGAUACCAGGUAGAAAUCUCAGCUCUAUUAGGCACAAUUUCCAACAGUGAAAUAAAUGUAUUAUUUAUCAAAACUCUAGAGAACACACAACCUUCUUAGAAAGAAAGGUUGGAUCAUUUGAUGGGAUACAGAAUUCUACACAGUGAUUCUACAUUUAAUGAAUCUCCAUAUAACGAUACUGUUAGAGUCCCCACAUGCUAAAA